Cylindrotheca closterium is the source of this 2223-nucleotide messenger RNA. The record is from the annotation of a GenBank genome assembly. NCBI's taxonomy places the organism in Eukaryota, Bacillariophyta, Bacillariophyceae, Bacillariales, Bacillariaceae.
AUGGUGGAUAAGGAAGACAAGAUAGUAGACCCCCAGAUGGCCCCGCACUAUUACCCUUCUGUGCCGGUUGCUGUAUUCGUUUGUUGGGUGGUCCCGGUUGUUCUCAUUGCAGCGUUGUCACGCUUCGCAGUAGAUACUAAUCAAGCUUCAAUUCCCCUGAGUGUUCAGGAUAAUCCAAAGCCAACGAGUCCAAUUCCCGCCCCCACUUCCACACCUAGUAAGAGCAAGCGCCAGAUUUCGACAAAGAGGGGUCCAUUGACAGUGGAGAAAGGACCUUCGGGAUUGCCCACAGUUCUGGCUAACAAACCAACUUCAUACAUUGAGAUUGUUGAAUCAAUCGGGAGGAAGCGAGUUGACUGGGGGGAUAUUACAACGGACAUAGUUGGACUACCCGAACAAUCGUAUCCGAAUUUGAAAUCUUCUGCAAGCUCGAAGGUAUCGCAGACCGAAGAAAGUGAGAAAUCCGACGAGGAACCAAUUGAUCCCCCUCGAGGUGCAUCCACCGACUUUGUCCGCCAACAACAUUUGCGCGAUAUUGCAGCCCUCCGAGAGAGCUAUAAGGCAAAUGCAGACGAUUUAGGUAAAGCCAUUUCCUUGGCCGAGGCACUGCGUCUUUUUGAUGUGCAGUAUCAUGAUGGUGGCUCGGUACAAAAGGAAGCAUUGGACACAUUCCACAAAGCUAUCAAUCUAGCAAAGGCUAGGAGAGAAGAGAUGGUUUCGCAGGGGCAUGAAACCAGUUUGCUUCACGGCAGCCAACGGGACGAAACGUACGGCGAAAUGCUUCUAGAUUAUGGCAGUCGCAGCAUUGAUGGUAUUAUGUGUGCUCUCUAUACAUCGCUAGGUAAAACAUAUUUUAUGGCGAACAUGUUUGAAAGAGCAGUGGAAUCGUAUGGUAGUGCUUUGGAAAUCAAUCCGUCGUAUUUGGAUGCUUUGUCAUCUAGAGGAAGCUCCAACAUUAUCUUGGGUAACUACGCAGCUGCAGCGUCUGAUCUCAGCGCUGUGAUGCACAAUGAUUCAAGUCGGAGAUUUCAAGAUGUAUUCACUGGUCUUGCAAGAAUAUUGCAGGCAAAAGAGAGUGCUGUCCCAGAUGGAUGGGGGCCGAUGAUCGGAAUUCUCAUGGACUUGAUUCCGCUACUGGAGAUGGAACUUCGUUCUGCCACGGAAGAGACAAAAAUCGUGCUCUUGCAGUCUCUCAACCGACUGUACCACGUCCUGUUCGUGUAUCACGAUGUGAAAACAAAACAAACGGAUCUGGCGUGGGAGUCUCUCACGAAGUCAUAUGAGUAUAAGAUGAAUGCGAUUGAGCCAUUCAACUUUGAUUUCGAACGACAAAAGGUCGAAACGACGAAACAGAUUUUUCACAAAGGUUUCUUUCCAGAAGGGGUUGGGAGCUCAUCGAGUGCCCCGAUCUUCAUCAUUGGAUUUGUUCGUAGUGGUUCCACUCUCCUGGAACGCUUGCUUGACUCUCACCCUCAGAUCGCUGGCACUGGUGAGAAUUCAGUCUUCAAUGGACAACUUGAUCAUAUCCGCAAUAAAAUUGUUGAAACGAGCGUCCUUGACUCCUCGAAUUUGGCAAGUAUGAUCGAAAAGCUGGGGGAUGGCGUUGUUACAGAGAUGCUCCAAAGAUGGCGAAUGGUGUCCAAUGUUGAUGAAGACUACAGUCCUUCCAAAAUGGUUGAUAAGAUGUUGACGAACUACUACAACGUGGGUUUUAUUCACAUGCUCUUUCCAAAUGCGUUGAUCUUACACGUUGCAAGAGAGCCGAUGGACACCCUUCUGUCGGCAUUCAAACAUGAAUUCCCCCCUGGUUCCUUAGAUUAUACUUCUUCGUUUAAGAGUCUUGCAGAGCUCUACCACAGCUACAGGAACCUCAUGGACCACUGGGACAAGGAACUUCCCGGCAGAGUGACACAUGUUCGCUACGAAGACAUGGUGAAUGAUAUGCCCGGUAUUGCACGAAAAAUAAUUGAAGUUACAGGCCUCGAGUGGGACGAAAGUGUGCUCAACUUUCACAAGAAAAAGCAUGCUGUAAACACGCUAUCGACUACUCAAGUUAGAAAAGGUGUAUACAAGGAUAGCAUUCAAUCGUGGCGUCGGUACGAAAAACAUUUAAAGCCCUUGAUGGAUCUGGUUGGUAAAAGGGCUUCGUUUGAAGAUCUUCAAACAAGCGUGAAGGGCUACGUUCCUCCUGCAGAUUUGAUUGACACUGAGCAAGAGUUGUAG